CUGCGGAUAAAGACAAUGACUGGCUUAAACGCCUACAUGACCAAGUGACCCAAUAUAAGCAGGAAAUACUUGCCUUUAAGCGAUCGAAGUUUAUGCGAGUCUCUCAAGAUUAUAAAGAUAAUAGCGUCUACAGAUGGCGUCAUGGGGGCAGGUUUAACACGCAGAGGCGGAGACCACCGCUACGUAAAGCACGCAGGCCACCUGGGUAUGUUUCAAGCAGCGGGGAAUCGGAGGAGGACGCUGAAGCGUCUACCCGUGCGGAAGCGAAUCUUUUUUUAGGCACGGAGGCAACGCCAACGACCGCACCAGAAGCAAGCACCGCCGCAGUGGACGCAAACACAACAGGAGGAAGAAUCCGGGGGCGACCCCCUCGUUAUGGCGGACGGGGAACCAGGAGCAAGCAGUAAUCAAUCUGUCUAGCUAUCAGCUGACAGAUAUAGAGGCAAGUGUACUCCAAAGGGGCUUAUCUUUUGUUCCGACUGCUCGCACACAUGCUUUCUCAAUGUCUGUUGAUAAUUACAAGUUCACUCGCUCUCUACGCUUGAGAGAACAUUUUGGCCCUAAACAAAAAUUACAAGCUUCGGAACCCAAUGACGAAUUGUUAAAUUAUAAACUGCGUAGCAAUUUUGACCCCACUACAAACAAUACUUCCCUUAAGACUUUUUCCAGGAUGCUUAAUGGAGCCACAAGUGAUAUUAUGGGUCAAAUACACACAAGAGGAAAUUUAAAUAAAGAUGAAAGGGCGGCUCUUGAACGGUUGAAGAACAAUUCAUCUAUUAUUAUUAAGCCAGCCGAUAAAGGGGGAGCCGUAGUAAUAUUAGACUAUGUGUACUAUCAAACUGAGAUCUAUUGCCAACUAUCCAACAGCAUGUGUUAUCAGAAAUUGACUUUUGAUCCUACUUUAAAAUUUCAGGACGAACUACGCAUAAUAUUGAAUGAAGCAGUGUUACAUGGAUGGAUAACGCAGGAUCUGAUGAACUUUCUAUAUGUCAAGGACCCGAAUUGGCCGAUUGUUGAAACAGACCCAGAACUGAGCAAACUGGUAAGUGACGGCUUUACCUUUGGUUACAAGCGUAACAGAAAUUUGAAAGAAUUAUUCACACAAGCAGAUCCUGUCACUAAAUAUACCAGUGCUUCUAGAACUAUGAUGAUCAAAACUGGAGUUUUCAGAUGUGGUAACUGUACAAUGUGCAGUACACUUAUAACGGGCAGUCAAUUCUUUCAUCCUUACACGGGCAAAGCGUACAAAGUCAAGCAUCGAUUAACAUGUACAUCUAAAAAUGUAGUAUAUAUCAUCAAAUGCCCAUGUGGCUUACUGUACUGCGGAAAAACUUGUAGACCAUUAAAGGAACGCAUCAGCAUGCAUCGAUCAUCAAUUAGGGCAGCUCUGGAACCAAAGCCCAAACAGGAUAACACAAAACAAGAUAUUUCGAAGCAACCAGUGGCACAACACUGGCUGCAGGCUAAACAUCCGAUUGCAUCCUUUAAGUGUAUGCCCAUUGACUUCAUUCCAACACCGCCAAGAGGUGGGGAUGUGGAUCGUCUCCUGCUACAGAGGGAGGCCUUUUGGACUCAAGAAUUGGACAGUGUGACUCCUAAAGGGUUAAAUACUCACCUGCAAUAUAGUAGCUUUUUACCAUUAAGAUGAGCUAAUAGUAUUCAUAAGUGAAGUUUUACAGGCAACUUAAUUGUUAACUAAUGUCUUAA
Molecule: messenger RNA, 1707 nt
Organism: Xenopus laevis (African clawed frog)
Lineage: Eukaryota; Metazoa; Chordata; Amphibia; Anura; Pipidae
Exons: 2
Coding region: 503-1648 (381 amino acids)
Source: RefSeq, a predicted model, not a curated record